AUGCACUGGUCACCAGAGCAUGCCCAGCCCCUUAACCAGUGGCCGGAGCAGCACCUCGACGUCUCCUCCACCACCUCCUCGCCAGCCCACAAGUCCGAGCUCUACCCCAGCACCCGCCAGCGCUUCAACUACGCCUGGGCCACCGACGACAUCUCGGCGCUCACGGCCUCCAACCUCCUCAAGAGGUACGCCGAGAAGUACUCGGGGGUGCUGGACGCGCCCUACGAGCGCCCGGCGCUGAGCGGCUAUGGGGACGGAGCCUUCGGGCCGGUCAACGGGCAGAAGGGGGACGGGGAGCCCUGGCCGGGGGGACACGGCUCUGACGCCUCCACCGGGGUGCGCCGGCCGCCCCGAACCCUCCUGCUGUUCGGCCCCCGCGGCACGGGGAAGACCCUGCUGAGCCGGUGCAUCUCCACCCAGCUGGGCUCCACCUUGCUGAAGCUCAGUGGGACAACCCUGCUCUCCACCUGGAAAGCCGAAGCCGAGAAGAUCCUGCAGACUGUCUUCUUCGUGGCCAGCUGCUGGCAACCCGCCGUGGUGCUCAUCACCGAGGCCGAGUCCUUGCUGGUGGCCCGGGCUGGCGAGGACGGCAGCCAGGUGAGCAACCUCAAGCGUUCCUGCACCCCCCCGCCGGACAGCGUGGCCCGACGGCAGAUCCUGCAUCACGCCCUGGCCCAGCGCAGCUCCUGCCUGAGCGAGCGGGAAAUGGCCUCCCUGGUGCAGCACACCGAGAGCUUCUCGGGCAGCGAGCUGCUCCAGCUCUGCCAGCACGCCGGGACCACCACCACCCUGCACGCUUUGCCGGGCCAGAUCCAACCCACCUCCUACCAGGACUUUGAGAAGGCCUUCUGCAAGGUCCGCCCUGCCACCUCCCAGAAGGAGCUGGACUUGUUCCUGGAGUGGGAUAAGCUGGGUGGCCGGUCUGACAACACGGUGGCAGCCAACGUGGGUGUUCACACCAUGAACCGCAUCGCGGAGCUGCUGACCCCCUCCGAGUGCCGGCGGCUCCGGGAGCGGCUGGUGGAGCCCGAGCUGGACCCGGAGCGGCUGGAGAGGCCUGAGCUGGACCAGGGGGAGCAGAAGCUGGGGCAGAUCUCUGAGAUCGACCCCCCUCUCCAACCCCGCGACCUCAGCGACUCCGUGAGCUGCUCGGAAGCUCUUCGGGUCUGGCUGGGAACGGCGGGGGAGGUGACAACCUGGGACCGGCUGAUCCGGGACCUGCAUCACAUCGGCCGCUCCGACAUCGCCCUGGAGCUGGGGAAAAACCUGAACCAGGACAGGAGCCUGGAGCUGCAGAAGAACGUGGAGGAGUACAAACACAGCCUGCAGCACAGCACCUCCUCCCUGCUGCUGGAGGACGAUGGGCACAGCGGGACACGGGGCAGGAGAGCCGUGGCUGGAGACCCCGGGGAACUUUACUUCGAGAGGCGACCUCCCCCCCCCUACACCCGCAGCCUCCUGGGCUGGGUUCCCCCCCUGGCCUGGGGUAUCCUGGGGGGCUUCCUCGCCUCCCUCCUCUUCACCAUGAUCACUGUGUAUUCCUGCCACUGGACGCUGGGCUGGGACGUUGCUCCAACUGGAGCAUCUUCCAGAAGCUGCUGGAGGGAAAACGGGACCCAAUAA
Molecule: messenger RNA, 1623 nt
Organism: Chaetura pelagica (chimney swift)
Lineage: Eukaryota; Metazoa; Chordata; Aves; Apodiformes; Apodidae
Gene: FIGNL2
Product: fidgetin-like 2
Exons: 4
Coding region: 1-1623 (540 amino acids)
Biological process (GO): signal transduction
Molecular function (GO): ATP binding; ATP hydrolysis activity; protein binding
Source: RefSeq, a predicted model, not a curated record